GACAGAUGGGGAAUAUAGCAUCAAGAAACAACUGAUUUAUCACAUCUUUACAGAACUUGUAAAGGAUGAGCUAAGCUAUAUCAUGUUUGAGGGCAAGCAAGCUAGUAUUUCCAACUCAUUUUCAGUCAGCGAAGAUAAAUUGGUUUUGAAAUUUCGAGGCUGUAGAGAAAAGUUUACCCUCUUCAUAUCCAAAUUCUGGCAGAAUUUCAAGUCUUUCUCUCCAAAACUUGAAAGCUUUGAGAGUUUCAAAGAGGAGAUGUCAAUAGAUCUCAGUAGCAUUGAUAUUAAAGAACAAUCUGAACAUAUGAUGUUCACAAUGCUAUAUGAAGGGUCCUAUGAUGUGAAAGAGAAGUUGGAAAACUUGAAAGAUAUUUCUUUUGCUGAUCUGCAAAAAUUCGUUACAGUUUUUUAUUCCCAGAUAUUCAUUGAAGGUCUUUGUUAUGGUGAUAUGCUGGAAAAAGAAGCUACUGAGAUAUCAGAGAUUUUUGAAAGAAGGUUUGAAGAGCCAAGGACUCCAAAAGUGAGAAACGAAAGUGCUUCAGAUCGUGUUAAAAUGAAUCAUCCUGUUAGUAGAAAAAAUGCAUACGUGUUUAAAAAGUCUGAGACUAACUCUAUGGCUAAGGUUUACUUCCAAACUAGCAAUCCAAAGUAUAAACUUAAUGAGGAGGAGGAUGGUGCACGACUAAGUCUCUUCAGCGCUAUCAUAAAGGAAAACAUGCCAGAAGAAGCAUUCAAGAGCUACAAAAAAAGUGUCGAAUCUGGAUUGUUUGACGACAUAAAUUCUAAAUGGAAAGAGAUUGUCUGCAAAAGGUACAAAUUCGAUUGCCACGAGGACUAUGAGCUCAGAUUUUGGUACGAUAAGUACUUCAAAGAAUCAUCUCCUAGUUGCCGGAAGUUUUCUGUCGGUAUUUGGCGAGGGCAACACCAAGAGGAGGGAGAAGAAUCGUCUAAGGCACAUGAAAAGAAGAAGAGCAAGCACAAAGCCUUUUAAAACAGAUGAAGACCCAAAGCCUCCCGCUUAUCACACACUCUUUGGGCGUUUUCUAUCUUUUAAUUUCCGUUGAAUUCCAAAUUGUGGGCAAAUACUUUAUAUGACAUUGCUGCUCACUUAAACAAUGUUAACUUACAAUCUUGGUUUUGUAAGCACAACCAAACAUAUGUGUCUUUUCUAGUCUGACACAUAUAUACA
Messenger RNA from Brassica oleracea var. oleracea, 1189 nucleotides. RefSeq names its product A-factor-processing enzyme-like. The record is from RefSeq and is a predicted model, not a curated record. Gene Ontology annotation, molecular function: metal ion binding. Gene Ontology annotation, cellular component: cytosol. Lineage: Eukaryota; Viridiplantae; Streptophyta; Magnoliopsida; Brassicales; Brassicaceae. Bases 83 to 991 code for a protein of 302 amino acids. The transcript has 8 exons.